AUGUUAGAGGCCUGUGCAUGGGAAACUCAUUACCCAUGCUUCACUCAUUCGUUAUAUUGUAAUGAGAAAGAAGAAUUGAAAAACGCCUCUGUGAACGUCGCCUUUGUGACUAUCAGGAGGGGCCUAUUAGCCAGCAGCUUCACAGAAACACAUUAUUUGAAAGACGGCACUGAUGUGGUUCUCGCACGCAAUUACACGGGUCACUGCUAUUACCAUGGCAAUGUGCGAGGGGACCCCGACUCCUCGGUCAGUCUCAGCGCCUGCUCUGGACUCAGGGGAAUUAUUGUAUUUGAAAACAAAACCUACAUACUGGAGCCAUUAGAAGGUGCUACAAAUAAACACAAGAUCUACCGAGCAGAGAAUUUGAAAAUAGCCCCAGGAUCUUGUGGCCACCAGCUGGACAUCUCUGCCAUAAGAGCUGAUGACAAUGACACAUCACACCAUUCUCAAGCUGGCAGGUACAAGAGGGAGACUCUGAAGACAACAAAGUAUGUGGAGCUUGUUAUUGUGGCAGAUAAUCGUGAGUUUCAGAGACAAGGCAAGGACGUGGAAAAAAUUAAGCAGAGGCUGAUAGAAAUUGCAAAUUAUGUUGAUAAGUUCUAUAGGCCACUAAAUAUUCGAGUAGCCCUGGUUGGAGUGGAAGUAUGGAAUGACAUGGAUAAGUGCUCUAUUUCUCAAGACCCUUUCACCAGCCUCCAUGAGUUUCUGGACUGGAGAAAGCUAAAACUACUACCUCGUAAACCCCAUGACAAUGCACAGCUGAUAAGCGGGGUGUACUUCCAAGGGACUACCAUUGGCAUGGCGCCCAUAAUGAGCAUGUGCACUGCAGAGCAGUCUGGAGGGGUCGUCAUGGAUCACUCAGAAAACCCUCUGGGUGCAGCAGUCACCCUGGCCCAUGAACUGGGACACAAUUUUGGAAUGAAUCAUGAUACAUUGGAGAGGGGCUGUAACUGCAAAGCGUCUACUGAUAAAGGGGGUUGCAUCAUGAACCCCUCUACUGGUUAUCCAUUUCCCAUGGUGUUCAGUAGCUGCAGUAGAAAGGACCUGGAAAACAGCCUGGAAAAAGGAGUGGGAAUGUGUCUGUUUAACUUGCCUGAAGUCAAGGAGUCCUUUGGUGGGCAGAAGUGUGGGAAUGGCUACGUGGAGGAUGGAGAGGAGUGUGACUGCGGGGAGCCUGAUGAAUGUACAAACCGGUGCUGCAAUGCAACGACCUGUACUUUGAAACCAGGAGCAGUGUGUGCACAUGGACUUUGCUGCGAAGAUUGCCAGUUAAAACCAGCGGGGAUUUCUUGCAGAGAGUCAAGUAAUUCCUGUGACCUGCCCGAGUUUUGCACAGGAGCCAGCCCUCACUGCCCGGCUAACGUGUACCUGCACGACGGGCACGCGUGCCACCGGGUAGAUGGCUAUUGCUACAACGGCAUAUGCCAGACCCACGAGCAGCAGUGUAUCACCCUCUGGGGACAAGGUGCGAAACCUGCUCCUGGGAUCUGCUUUGAGAGAGUCAAUUCUGCAGGUGAUCCUUACGGCAACUGCGGCAAAGACUCCAAGAGCUCCUUUGCUAAAUGUGAACCCAGAGAUGCUAAAUGUGGAAAAAUUCAGUGUCAAGGAGGAGCAAAUCGACCUGUAAUUGGUACCAAUGCUGUUUCCAUAGAAACUAAUAUCCCACUUCAGGAAGGUGGCAAGAUUCUGUGUCGUGGUACCCAUGUGUAUUUGGGUGAUGAUAUGCCUGAUCCUGGUCUUGUGCUGUCAGGAACCAAGUGUGAAGAUGGAAAAAUUUGCCUUAAUCGCCAGUGCCAGAAUACGAGCGUUUUUGGUGUACAUAAAUGUGCAACAAAGUGUCAUGGACGUGGGGUCUGCAACAAUAAAAAGAACUGUCACUGUGAGGCAGACUGGGCUCCCCCGUACUGUGACAAGCCAGGCUUUGGUGGCAGCGUGGACAGCGGACCAAUUAGACAAGCAGAUAAUAAGAGUUUAACCAUAGGAGUGUUGGUAACCAUUCUGUGCCUUAUCUUUGCGGGAUCAAUCAUGUAUCUGAAAAGGAAGACUUUCAUGAGAUGGUUGUUUACAAGUAAAAAGACCACAAUAGAGAAACUAAGGUCUGUGAGCCCAGCAAGGCCUUCCAGUUCAUCAGAGCCUAAUCAUGUUCACACCACGUCUCUCAGUAAAAAUCUCAUCAGGAAGCCACAAAAUACAAACAUACAAAAAAGAGAUGGUCCAAGGAGACCACUGCCGUAUCAGAUCAUUGACAUUAGUAACCCUGUGAAGACACACGAUUUGCCACCGUUAAAAACACCACAGCGUGUCCUCCCACCCCUUCCCCAGCUGCCGUGUCAUCAAGCUGUGCCUGAAAGACCCUUGCCAGCUAACCCUUCACUGAGGUUUGCCCAG
Messenger RNA from Antrostomus carolinensis (chuck-will's-widow), 2388 nucleotides. It is a transcript of the gene ADAM12, whose product is annotated as ADAM metallopeptidase domain 12. The transcript is spliced from 19 exons. Lineage: Eukaryota; Metazoa; Chordata; Aves; Caprimulgiformes; Caprimulgidae. The record is from RefSeq and is a predicted model, not a curated record. The annotation marks the transcript as partial. Gene Ontology annotation, molecular function: metalloendopeptidase activity. Gene Ontology annotation, biological process: proteolysis.